UGCUUGUCUUCUAGUAACUUGAUGCAAGUCAUGUGUUAAGUACUUGUACGUUCAGCUGAAAAGUCUGUUGCUGUUAUUUAAGCUUCUCUCAGGAAGAUCUGUGAGUCUAUUGGGACCAAGAAGUGAGAAAAAACCAUCAAGCAUUACAGCAAGGAUAGCUUUACGUUGUCUGUCUGCACCCUGACUAAGGAGAGGAAUGGGCUGUAACAGAAACUGUGGGCUCCUCACUGGGGCUGUCAUCGGUGCUGUGCUGGCUAUCUUCGGAGGAGUUCUAAUACCAGUUGGAGAUAAGCUUAUAGGCAAAGCAGUAGAAAAGGAAGCUGUCAUUGCAAAUGGUACCAUUGCUUUUGAAAAUUGGCUUGUGCCAGGAAGUUCCGUUUACAGGCAAUUUUGGGUUUUCCAUGUGCAAAAUCCUUCAGAGGUAUUAGACAAAGGAGCACGUCCAAAACUUGAGCAAAGAGGACCUUACACAUACAGGGUGCGAUAUUUACCCAAAGAAAAUAUCACGGAAAACUCUGAUGGCACAAUAUCCUACAUGCUGCCUAACAUUGCUCGUUUUGAACCUGAUAUGUCUGUUGGGACAGAAAAUGAUACCAUCACGUGCCUCAACCUUGCUGUUGUU
Molecule: messenger RNA, 622 nt
Organism: Pelecanus crispus (Dalmatian pelican)
Lineage: Eukaryota; Metazoa; Chordata; Aves; Pelecaniformes; Pelecanidae
Source: RefSeq, a predicted model, not a curated record